GUCACUGUGUGUGUGUCUCUCCCCUACUAUAACCAUUCGAUCUGUGGCCUCUGAAUUAUAGAUUCAAAAUAGAGAGAGAGAGUGUUAAGUGAAUUGACAAAAAUGGCCACAGCAGCCUCCACCAUGGCUAGCCACCUCAAGGGCAGUUUCACAACUUCUUUUACAAGAGACCUUGUUACCCCAAAGGGCAUUUCUGGUACACCAUUCAGAAUCUUGCCUUCCUCUCGCAAAUCUUCAUUCACCAUCAAGGCUGUUAAAACCGAUAAGCCCAAUUACCAAGUGAUCCAGCCCAUCAACGGCGACCCAUUCAUCGGAAGCCUCGAGACACCCGUCACAUCAAGCCCAUUGAUUGCAUGGUACCUUUCAAACCUUCCGGGAUACCGCACAGCUGUCAACCCACUACUACGUGGUAUCGAGGUCGGGCUAGCCCAUGGGUUCUUUCUAGUGGGCCCAUUUGUGAAAGCAGGCCCACUAAGGAACACAGAGUAUGCUGGUGCGGCUGGCUCACUAGCUGCUGGUGGGCUAGUGGUGAUCUUAAGCAUCUGCUUGACGAUGUACGGGAUCGCUUCGUUUAAAGAGGGUGAGCCAUCGAUUGCCCCGUCAUUGACUUUGACCGGGAGGAAGAAGGAGCCGGAUCAACUUCAAACAGCUGACGGUUGGGCCAAAUUUACCGGCGGGUUCUUCUUUGGUGGGAUCUCGGGGGUCAUAUGGGCUUUUUAUCUUCUUUAUGUACUUGACCUUCCUUAUUAUGUUAAGUAAGUGAAAGGUUAAUUUGUGUUUUUUUGGAUGGCUAAAUAUGGGAAGUUGUAUAUUAAUGGAUGUGAUGAUAUUUUGAAGGAUAUUGUUUUAUGA
Messenger RNA from Lactuca sativa (garden lettuce), 852 nucleotides. RefSeq names its product photosystem I reaction center subunit XI, chloroplastic. Gene Ontology annotation, biological process: photosynthesis. The record is from RefSeq and is a predicted model, not a curated record. NCBI's taxonomy places the organism in Eukaryota, Viridiplantae, Streptophyta, Magnoliopsida, Asterales, Asteraceae. Gene Ontology annotation, cellular component: chloroplast thylakoid membrane; photosystem I reaction center; photosystem I.